Molecule: messenger RNA, 1331 nt
Organism: Phascolarctos cinereus (koala)
Lineage: Eukaryota; Metazoa; Chordata; Mammalia; Diprotodontia; Phascolarctidae
Gene: SYNPR
Product: synaptoporin
Cellular component (GO): synaptic vesicle membrane; synaptic vesicle
Source: RefSeq, a predicted model, not a curated record
GGCUCGGGGACGGCCCCUGUGUUUUGGUGGCUGUUUCGGGAGCCCAUACCCCCAACCUACUCAUCCCCUCUGGUCUCUGGCGGGCGCGCGCCGCUGCUCCCUGCACACAGAGCAGAGUGAGGCUAAUCUGCGAGCUCAGCUCAGCAGAGCGCGCCUCAGCUCCAGCUCGCAGGAAGGCCGCCUGCCAGCCCACCUGCCCUCCUACCCUCCUGCCCGCUAGUGCCUUCUCCCAGGGAGUUGGUUCCCGAGCUGCCCCAAUUUUCAGAGCCCCGGAAUCAACGGGUGUGUGAGCCGGAAGAUUGAACUUUACCCCCACCCCUGCCUCUUUUUAAAGUAGGGGUGGGUGUUUGGAGAGGGGCAAAGAGCAGAGCAGCCAUGGACUCCGUGAAUCAGCUGGCCUCUUCGGGGACCUUUCGGGUACUGAAGGAACCCCUGGCUUUCCUGCGAGCUCUGGAAUGGCUUUUUGCAAUCUUUGCAUUUGCAACAUGUGGUGGCUAUUCUGGCGCACUGAGGCUGAGCGUGGAUUGUGCCAACAAAACCGAGAGUGACCUCAGCAUCGACAUAGAUUUUGCCUAUCCUUUCAGGUUGCAUCAGGUGACUUUUGAGGUGCCCACCUGUGAAGGAAAACGGCGGGAGAAGCUUGCCUUGAUAGGCGACUUCUCAUCAUCAGCAGAAUUCUUCGUCACCAUUGCAGUGUUCGCCUUUCUCUAUUCGCUAGCCGCCACCGUCGUUUACAUUUUCUUCCAGAACAAGUAUCGUGAAAAUAACAGAGGCCCACUCAUUGACUUCAUCGUCACAGUAGUCUUCUCCUUUCUGUGGCUGGUUGGCUCAUCGGCUUGGGCAAAAGGACUGUCUGACGUCAAGGUGGCAACAGACCCAAAAGAAGUUUUGUUACUGCUGUCGGCUUGUAAACAACAGUCCAACAGGUGCAUGGCUGUCCACAGCCCCAUUAUGUCGAGCUUAAAUACUUCUGUGGUCUUUGGCUUCUUGAAUUUUGUUCUCUGGGCAGGCAACAUUUGGUUUGUUUUCAAGGAGACUGGAUGGCAUUCUUCAGGCCAGAGGCAUCUCUCCGAGUCGAUGGAGAAACAGUCCAGUAGCUACGGCCAUGGAGGAUACAACCGAGACAGCUAUGGGCCAAGUGGUGGGUAUAACCAGCCGGCAAAUCUGGGGCAACCUGCUGAGGAAUUUGGUCAGCAGCCUAGUGGCCCCACUUCCUUUUCCAAUCAGAUUUAACAUGGCAGAGUCUGAUUUCCUAUGGAGACCGUUUACCAUGAUCCAAUUCAAUGGCACAAGGAUUUUCUUUUUAUUAAGAGCUAGAAUCAAAUAUUAAC